AUGCAGAAAACUUCAAGAAAGCCGCUCCCAUCUGGGAGGGACUUCCAUCAAAAAUGUCAUACGUCAAACAUACCACAACCCAUAAAACCGAGACCUCAUUCCAGCCAAAGUAGGAAAUGUGAUACAUGCAGUAGUGAAGUUGAAAAAAACCGACAAAAAUGUAAACCUCGAGAACCAGUGGCUAAAACAAAGAAAAAUAAUUAUAAAAUUGUUUGUGAUCCUGAAGAAUUUGUCUCAGAUAAACCUAGUGCAGAAUGUUUCAUUGAUAAGAAUUAUAUAAACAAUCCUAUCAUUCUAGAAACUAGGCUAAAGAAAUGUGCUCCUAUUAAAGAAUUAGACUUUGAUGUGCCAAAGGAUGAAAAGUGCAAAUCGGUCCACUAUGAGUCCAUGGACUGGCGCGAUUACCACCAGCUAUCAGUUAUUCACAAAUUCAUGGAUGACUUAGAAGCUGAUUUCCCCUCACUGUGCACUACUGGGGUCAUUGGCACGUCAAUUGAAGGUCGAGCGCUAAAGAUCCUAAAGAUUUCUAACAGCAACGCAAACAACUCUGCGGUAUGGGUGGAUGCGGGCAUACAUGCACGAGAAUGGAUAGCACCAGCCGUCAACACGUACCUUGCAAACCAUAUCAGCAGGAAUUUUGACACACUUCCUGAAUGCAUCAGAAAUAAAGACUGGUACUUCCUACCAGUGGUCAAUCCAGAUGGGUACCACUACUCGCACACCACUGACCGCAUGUGGCGCAAGAAUCGUGCAUGGCACGGCGGUCAAUGUGUGGGUGUGGACCUUAAUAGAAACUUCAGCAUUGGCUGGGGAACCCGUGGAUCAUCUGAUAAACCCACGAGUGCAUUCUACAGAGGUCCUGAACCGUUCUCUGAACCAGAAUCAUCAGCUAUAAGGGAUUUAUUCAUGAACUCGGGAAUAAAUUUCGAAGUAUACAUAACACUCCAUAGUUAUGGACAAAUCAUAAUAUUUCCGUACGCAUGCAGUAAGGAUCUGGCUCCAGAUUAUGUACGUCUUCUUCAGGGAGCUACUGCUAUGUCAAAGGCCAUUUAUGACACUAAUGGUAAUACAUACAAAGUGGGCAUUUCAAGAGAUGUGAUGUACGGGGCAGGCGGUACUAGCAAUGAUUUUGCACACGGAGCAGCCGGUAUACCUUACUGCUACCUCAUUGAACUUAGAAGCAAGAAACACAAAUUCAAACUACCAAAGGAACAAAUACAAGAUACGGGAAACGAAAUAUACAACUGUGUUCAAGCACUUAUGGAAUUUGUUGAUUCCUACUCAUUCAAGAAUCACAAAGAAGAAAAGUCAUUAAUAGACAGUGAAAGUUUAGUCAAGCACAGCUUCUCCGAUAUUUACCCUAGCAAUUCUCACGAAAUAAAACGUGAAUCUUAUGAUAGAAGAACAUAUUCAUUUGCGCAGGAAAGUAAUUCUUUCGUGCAAAGUGACAAUUCUUUUAUAAGAUGGCCUAAUGUAUCCCCGAUCAAGGAUAAUCCUCUCAGAUUGAAUGAUGAUUUUACAAAAGUCGACGAUGAUAACCUAGACAAAGAUCUAAUAAAUGAAAACGAGGUUACAACACAAACAAUUGUAUUGAAAGACGAAAAUGAUUCCUUUGAAGACCUAAGACUAAUAGGGUUUUCAAUCGACACCAGUGAUUCAUUUUUGCGGUUGAAUAAUUCAUUCAUUCGAAAAGGUGAUGAUUUUUGUGACACACACGAUGUUUAUCUACACAACACAGAUUCAUACAAGCAACUACAAAAUACUGAGUCGUGUGGCCAGAAACAUGACAAUCUUUUAGAAAAUACGGACUCUAACUCCUAUGAGGACGAUAUUUUCUUGAAGGGAUCUACUGAUGACUUCGACGUUGAUUAUUUUUUCUUGGCAGACAGUCCAACACCUCCUACGAUCAAUAUAUGGAAAGAGGAACAUAAUACAAUGGACAUUCUGAUCGAUGGCCCUCGGGCUGCCCAAGUGGCUGGAAUACUCCAUGAAAGGGACAUAUCAUAUUCAAUAGCCAUACCAGAUGUGGCAGCCCUGCUUGAAAGGGAACAGGGCAAUGCAUUGACGAAGAAGGUCUUCAAGAAGUCUUGUGCUGUCCAUCACAAUAUGGAUUGGCAGAACUACCACCAAUUGGAAACCAUUUAUGCCUUUAUGGACAACUUGGCUGAUGAAUAUCCGUACUUGUGUGAAGUUAGUGUUAUCGGGAAGUCUUACGAAGGAAGGGAUAUUAAAAUGCUGAAAAUAUCAAAUGGUAACGAGAAGAAUGCAGGGGUUUGGCUGGACGGUGCGAUACAUCCUCGGGAGUGGAUCAGCCCAGCAGUAGUCACGUACAUAGCUGAUAGAAUCGUCAGAACAUUCGAUGAGCAACCAGAGAGCGUCACCAAUAAGGACUGGUACAUACUUCCAGUGAUGAACCCAGAUGGCUAUGUUUACACUCACACCCAUGAUAGAAUGUGGCGGAAGAAUCGAGCGCGAUACGGAGAAUGCGUGGGCGUCGAUCUAAACAGAAACUUCAGCUACGGUUUUGGUGAGAAAGGAGAAGAAGGAUCUUCAGAUGACCCUGGUAACGUGUUUUAUAGAGGACCAAAAGCCUUCUCCGAGCCUGAGACUGCUGCCGUUAAGCGUCAGAUACUAGAAGCUAACACGACGUUCAAGGUCUUCAUAUCAUUCCAUAGUUACGGAGAAGUCAUCAUAUUCCCAUGGGGCUACACAAGUGAACCUUGUCCUGACUACGUCGACCUGCUCGAAGGAGGCACCGCCAUGGCAAAAGCCAUCUUUAACAAAAGCGGUCGCACAUACAAAGUUGGAAGCACAAAAGACCUUAUGUACUAUGCAGCAGGGACGAGUGUCGAUUGGAGCUACGCUGUCGCCAAUAUCCCUUACUCUUACAUGGUGGAACUCAGAGGAAAGACACACAAAUUCUUGUUACCUAAAGAAGAAAUAAUUUCUACUGCCACAGAAAUAUUUAAUGGUAUUGAAAGACUUAUGGAGUUUGUGGACAAAAGAUGUACAGGAACACAGUCAAAAAUAGAAAAUUAA
Spodoptera exigua (beet armyworm) is the source of this 3039-nucleotide messenger RNA. NCBI's taxonomy places the organism in Eukaryota, Metazoa, Arthropoda, Insecta, Lepidoptera, Noctuidae. The record is from the annotation of a GenBank genome assembly.